This is a messenger RNA of Mercenaria mercenaria, 4250 nucleotides long. RefSeq names its product delta-like protein D. The coding region runs from base 1510 to 3327 and encodes 605 amino acids. The record is from RefSeq and is a predicted model, not a curated record. The transcript is spliced from 4 exons. Lineage: Eukaryota; Metazoa; Mollusca; Bivalvia; Venerida; Veneridae.
AGUGUAGCUGCAGGGCACUAUGGACACUAUGAGCUAAAAAUUGUUAAGGAAACGAAAACAAUCACAAUAAAACAGUCAAUGGUAUGGUACUAUAUUAGACAGACUGCAGCUCUAGGACUCUCCCCAACUAUCAAAUGAAGCUUAUACCAAAUGAAAGAUCUUACGUAUGUCAGGGAAAUCACUCUUUAACUCGGACAGGCUUAAGUUUCGAAUGUUGUUUUAAAUGUUAUAUAGAUUCUUUAUUAUGAUAAUUCUGUGUUAUACCCCAGUCACACAUACGGCGCGGAUAGCUACAUCUAGCCACGGAUAGAAACGUAGUCAUCCGUACUGAUCGUAUCGAUCCGUACCUGAGCCGUACCUUAAAGUAGUAACCCGUAUCAAUCCGUACCAAUUCGUACGGCUCAGGUACGGAUCGGUACGAAUUACUACGUUUCUAUACGUAGCUAAACGUAGCUAUCCGCGCCGUAUGUGUGACUGUGGUAUAAGAAUGGUCUUGCAAAUUUAAUGCCCCAGUCAUAGUAUCACGUUUUGGCCUCCACGUGUAACUUCGUGGGUAAACGUGGCUACAUCGUGAGUCAGCGCAGAACAACGUGGCUAAAACGUGAUAAAACGUGACAAAACGUGAACUGGUGAUUUUAAUUUUGGACAUGAUUUCCAAGAACGUACUACAACGCGGCAACAUCGUGGCGAGAACGUAGUACAACGUAGUAUAAAGUAGCAAAAACGUAACAUAACGUGAACAUAGCGCGUCACGGACGGUUAAUAUACUCCAGUCAUAGCGUCACGUUUUGGCCGCCACGUACAGCUACGUUUGAAAUAUAUGCCAGUCAGCUAGCCAAUGCUUGGCAGUGAGGCAUAGCGAAGCACAAUGUAGUGAUAUCGGGGCGACGGCGAGGCAGUACCGAGGCAUAACCCGACUUUAAUAUUUUCAGUCGUGUCACAACGGGACUGCAGCGAGUCAAAUACUUGGCUAUCUCACGUGGCUGGCGCGUGGCGACGAUUUGGCACAUCGUGGUUCCCGGAUGAAAUUUCCAAAACGUGGUUGUCAGAAAUAAGACAGCGGCACGGCCAAAAAUGUGACACUAUGACUUGGGCAUUUUUGGGUAAAUAUGGUUGUUUGUACAAAUGUAUAUGCAUGAAUGAGACUUUAGUAAAGAAUAUAACUAUGAUAUGAUAUUUAGAAUAGUGCGCCAACAAUUAAAAUCCUGCAGAUAACGGAUGUUUAUAUCACAUUUUAUAACUGAAAAACUUCACAUCUCAUUACAUCAAACGGGCAAUGUUUAAAGUGUCAACUAAACUCUUAGGCUUGUCGUGAGGACAGGCUCUUCAAUUCACACGCGUAAAUUCAGAACAGAAUAAUUAUUUUAUGAUGUUCAUUGUACGUAUUAGCUGAAUAUUGAUGAGUAGCCUACGAAUUUUCGGAAUACCUCGGACAGCUGGGCUUGUUAUUCGGAAUACCUCGGACAGCUGGGCUUGUGAUUCGGAAUACCUCGGACAGCUGGACUCGUGAUGGAGCUAUCAAUUAUUUUAACAGUGAUAAUGACUUUGUUCAUACAAUGUACCUACUCCUCCGUAUGCAAACGUGGCUUUUAUGGACAGAGUUGUGACCAAAAGUGUCCAGAGAAAUGUUUAAAUUCCGUCUGUAUGAAAUCCACCGGAAAAUGUUCCAUGGGAUGCCAGAAUGGAUUUUAUCUCCCGAAGUGUAAAGCUAAGUGUUCUAAUACUUGUAUCAAUUCUACGUGCGCUAUUUCCGGAGGGAAGUGUUCUUUUGGUUGUCAAAAUGGAUUUUACGGCCAAAAAUGCAAACGAAAAUGUCCGAAGAAAUGUUUAGAUUCUACGUGUGACGUAAUCAACGGAAAUUGCAUUUCAGGAUGUCAGAACGGGUUUUACGGACAGAAAUGCAAAACAAGGUGCCCUAAAUAUUGCGUAAAUUCUACCUGUGGAAUAUAUACCGGAAGUUGCUCACUAGGAUGUACAGACGAGUUUUAUAGACCAAUGUGCAACCUGAAAUGUUCAGAUAGAUGUCUUUCAGGGAAAUGUGACCGCAAUUUUGGACAUUGCGUCGAUGGAUGCAAACAGAAUGUUUCAGAGCGUUUAUGUCGAAAGGAAAAUUUAACAGAUACUGACCUUUAUUCAAAAGAAAAGGACAUGGACCCGAGUGAUGGAAAACAGCUAGGUUUGGGUGCUCUCGUUGGUAUAUGUCUCGGUGCAGUAUCUGGGUUAAUUGUAUUGACACUUGCGGCUUUUACAGUUUUUAGGUUAAUGAGGAAGCGUAAAAUGACACCAAAUGGGAAAUCAAAACAAAUGGUACAUGUAUUUGGAAUUAAAGGUGACCGCAGGUACGAAUUUCUUCGUCGGAAGGGAAAUAAAAAGGUAAAAACUGUAGACCAAAAAGUUGGCGUGGCUGUAAGAGAUAAUAACGAUGGUAUAACUCAUUAUAGAAACACGAGUGAAAAACGGCGUGACCUGUACUCAAAAAGAGGAAGGAAUCGAACAGAAAUAGCAUGGAUGCACAAUCGUGAAACAUCGGGUAUUUCCGUAUCCUCGUGUAGCAAAAAGGCCGAGGCGAUCCGACUGAAGCGUUUCGAAAGAGAUUACAAUGAAACAGUUGGCGGACUCUAUGAAAAUAAGGAAAAUGAUCACAUUGUAAUAGCUGGCGGACUCUCUGCGAAUAUUAGAAGCGGUCGCAAAGAAAUAACAGAUGAUCUCUAUGAGAGCUAUGAAAAUGAUCACAAUGAAACAGCUCGUGGAUACUACGAGAAUAAUAAAAGUGAUCACAAUGAAACAGCUCGUGGAUACUACGAGAAUAAUGAAAGUGAUCACAAUGAAGCAGCUCCUGGAUACUACGAGAACAAUGAAAGUGAUCACAAUGAAAUAGCUCGUGGAUACUACGAGAACAAUGAAAGUGAUCACAAUGAAACAGCUCGUGGAUACUACGAGAAUAAUGAAAGAGAUCACAAUGAAAUAGCUCGUGGAUACUACGAGAAUAAUGAAAGUGAUCACAAUGAAAUAGCUCGUGGAUACUACGAGAAUAAUGAAAGAGAUCGCAAUGAAACAGCUGGUGCAAUAUAUGAGAGCUAUGGAAAUAAUCAAAAUGAAAUAGUCAGUAAACUUUCUCUGAGAUGUUCUGAGAAUAAUGGACGUGUUCGUAAUGAAACAGCUGGUGGGCUCUACGAGAAUAACGAAAGUGAUUAUACUGAGACAGCUGGUGGGCUCUACGAGAGCUAUGAAAAUGGUCACAAUGAAAUAGCAGGUGAACUUUAUGAGAACAACGAAAGUGUUUUCAAUGAAAUAGCUGGUGGAAUAUAUGAAAGCUAUGAAAAAUAGUAACAAUGGAAUAGCUAUACGAGAGUAAUGAAUGUGAUCGCAACUACUGGGCUGAAUGACAAAAAUAAUGCAAGAUAUAUUUUCCAGCAGAAGCAUAAUGCAAAACGUUCCCCGCAUGCUUUAUAGCGGUGAAUGUAGCUAAUUUCGUACUAUCGCAACGUCGCCCUUGGGGCGAAAACGCGAAAACGGAUCCAAUCUCCGAGCAGAGUUGUCGUUCGUGAUCCUCACUUUAACACGUGAAUGAAAUAUCACCGGAAGUGCAAGAGAUCGUAACGGAUCAUCGAAUUAUACUGAUGAUCAUUUUUGUGCACUAUUUUCAAAAAAAUAUUUGGAGAUUAUUAACUUUCUGUCUGUCGCACAAAAAUACAUUUCUUUCUGUUUCUAUGUGUAAAAUGUCUUACAAUAAAUAUAUUUUACCACAUCUUGAGUCCUGUUUGUGUUUUUUACGUAAACUGUAUCAAUAAACUUUGAUAGUGUGGCAGUUGACCUCAAUACAAUCUACACUGUUUAUUCUCUUCAAUACAGGUAAAUCCAGAAUUUGCUUUACAAUGGAUCUAUGACGGAUUAUCUUCAAACACCCCUGGACUUACUGGAUUCGACUGCCACAUUAUCAAAGCUUAUUAGUACCACUUCUUUAGAGGAUAAACUCUGUAAGUUUCAGAAGGAAUGGCAAUGCUUUUGUAGAACAAAGAUUAUGACAUACUAGUAACCAUCUCAGCCGCGCCAUGAGAAAACCGAGUGCAUUUGCGACCAGCAUGGAUCCAGACCAGCCUGCGCAUCCGAAAUAAUGAAUAAUCAGGGCCUUUCUUAUUUAAUGAUUUUUUUUUAUUAAGCAUUAGAGAUUCUUACUAGAACUUUGCGUUUUUCUUCGGAUUUCCAGCUUUACAUCCCUAAACCAAAUACUGAACAAUUUCGAAUGUCAC